Molecule: messenger RNA, 690 nt
Organism: Ostertagia ostertagi
Lineage: Eukaryota; Metazoa; Nematoda; Chromadorea; Rhabditida; Trichostrongylidae
Source: the annotation of a GenBank genome assembly
AUGAAGCAUCGUAUCAUCUCACAACAGGGUAUUGUCGUGCUGAUUACUACCGGCAUAGUAAAUCAACAGUCAAAUUCAUUUGCUUCGAUUCUUCUUUAUGGUGUGGUCUUUUUUGUUUCAACUGUUCUAGUAACGAACAGUUUUAUAUAUCGCUAUUUAAAUCUAUGCAGGGCGAAACUUGUUCAUAGAGUAUCCUCCAAGAGAUUUCUGUUCACUGGCUGUUUCUUCAACCUGGUCGUAUUGUCGAAUGCGUCCAUUGUUUUAUACUUCGCAAUUUUGCCUGAUAAAAGUUUGGCCGAUAUUGUGAUCAACACUGUGGUAAUAUCUGGUAUCAAUAUGCGUCAAGCAGCGUUUUUUGGAGUUUCGCUGAAAUAUGGCGUCAGUGGCUUCCGUCCUGUGAUGAUUCUAGAAUUAGUGCUUCUGUUAGCUGUGAUCGCAUCGAUCAAUCUCUACUGUGGGAUGAAAAUAAAGUUCUUCCUGAGGAAAGCCACACAAACCAGCAACUUUUUGACACUUCAACGUCAAAUGUUUCUUCAAAUGUCAAUACAGGCUGCCUGUCCGGUUGUAUUCUUGAUGGUACCAUAUUGCAUCGCUGUGUUUUUCCUGUUCACUGGUAUUGAGACUAACUCACAGAUCACCAUUGCCCUUACAACGCUUCUCGCGUCACGUAUCCAAUAUCUAACUCACUAG